Suillus bovinus is the source of this 399-nucleotide messenger RNA. RefSeq lists its product as uncharacterized. The coding region runs from base 1 to 399 and encodes 132 amino acids. The transcript is spliced from 3 exons. The record is from RefSeq and is a predicted model, not a curated record. NCBI's taxonomy places the organism in Eukaryota, Fungi, Basidiomycota, Agaricomycetes, Boletales, Suillaceae.
AUGGAGAUGCUCCCACCACCUGACGAGACUCCUGGUCAUGACAACCGUACAAUCACGAUUGGCGCGGCACGGCUCUUGACCGCACCGAGCAAACAUCGGCUGUUUUGGAACUUCGACGACAUAAUAUUAAAUGAUACAGGAGACCUUGUUGAACAGCAUCCUGACAUUGCCCAUACCCUCUUGCUCAUCAGCGUUCUACCCCUUAUUGUUACCCGAGAGCCAACUUCUCCACUUAUUUGGAUUUGGACCACGAGGACCAAUCAAAGGUGGAACCGCGGCAUGGUUUCAACUUGGAUAUUCAGUGGCACCAUCCCAAACGGUAGCCAGUUUUCGAUGCUCCAGCGCCUAGCCAUGAUCGAUACAAAGCUUCAAGUGUCGCUGAAGUUGUUCGAGCUUUAG